AUGGCAACAAGCUAUGCCCCAGAUAUCGACAUGGUCAUCGAGGAAACCAGAAGGACUCCAUUUACAAACAGAAUCGCCAGCGUCAGGCUGCAUCACGUCGGGAAGUUAAAAUUCCUUGAAUAUGCAGGAAACACAAACCCAAAGGCCCACGUACGAGCCUUCCGUUUGGCAAUAUCGAGAGCACACCUCACUGGCAACGAAAAAGAGGCCGGUUACUACCGCUUCUUUGCCGAGAACCUCACGGGGCCGCCCUCAAAUGUCUUCAUAGAGACAAGAGUUACCGAGACAGAUCUUUGGAAUCUCAAGCAAGCACCUUUCGAGCCGUUGAGAGCGUACAUAAACAAGUUCCGAGAAAUCAAGACCAAGAUUUCGCAUCCGAACGAGGUCUUCGCCCUAGCAGAAUUGAAGAAUGGCGUCCGGUUCUCAACCAAAUUCAGGGAAGAAGUAGCAGUGCGAGCACCUAUGUUGUUGGAUGACGCCCUACACCGAGCCUCUUACUUCGCCACCCAUAAAGAGGAGGUCGCAGCCUUAAAAGAACAGUAUAGCGCGGACAAGAAUAAUACGGCUAAAAAGCCUACUGCUCCUAAGGAGCUGGCGACCAAAGGAAAACAUUCUUAUGCAAUAAACAACUCACCGCAAAAGUCUUCGACACACGACCUCAACAAAUAUUGUGCCUUCCAUGACCGCAAAGUCCAUUCGACCGAAGAAUGUCGAGCCGCGCUUUGCAGUCAAAACGAAAAUAAGAAAACCACUGAAGAAACCAGAGAGGAAGAGGAAGAGCCAGUAACUCCAAAAUCCAACCGAAAAACCAAAGUCUCGACAAACAAAAGAGGCAGAGAGACCGAGCAGGAAUCACCGAGCUCCCCACCCCCAGCUCUGAAAAAAAGAGUCGACAUGAUUUCGUGGGGACCAAACACCAACGCAACCAACGAAAUCAGGAGCCAGACCGAAGGGAAGAUACGCUUCGAGAUCACGGUAGCGAUCCGCACAUUGAAAAACCCCGAUGAAGCUUCUCCUCCUCCCAGCAUCGCUCAAUACAACCCAAACAUGAAGCCUCCUUGCGGAAAAAUCCCCAACUUCAAGCGAAAGAACAAGAUAACCAAAAUUCGCGAGCUACUGGAAAAACCGAUUAGACACUACCGACCAGCACUGACUAAAAAAUGGAAUUUUCCGGCCCACGACAAAGGCAAAAAACGAAUCGACUUCAUUUACGGAGGCUCCAAGUUCUGCAAUUCGGUCAACUCAAUCAAAGCGUACCAACGCAGGGCCGAAAACAACGUAGGAGUGAGAGAGCCCCUUUCAGGUCCCGAUUAUGAAAUCACCUUCGACGAAAACGAGACCGCAAGUCUUGAUAAACCACACGACGACGCUCUCGUGAUUCGGCUCGACGUUGGCGGUUGCGAACUUUCUCAAGUAAUGAUCGACACCGGAAGCUCGACUGAUGUCCUUUUCUACGACGAGUUCAAAAGAAUGGGAUUCACCAAAGCACUCCUAAAGCUAGAACGAACACCCCUCAUCGGGUUCGCAGGAGAAACCACCUAUUCCCUCGGAUCGAUCGAACUCGCGGUAACCGCCGGAAAAAUUAGGAAAAUCGUAGAAUUCAUCGUGAUAGACCGUCCAGCCCCGUUCAACGCAAUCCUUGGGAGGCCUUGGCUAUAUAGCAUGGAGGCAGUUCCUUCAACAUAUCACCAAUGCCUGAAAUUUCCAUCCCCGAAAGGAGUCGAGACUAUCAGAAGAAGUCAGAAGAGCUCCAGAACAUGCUACCUCGCAAGCUUCAAAGACAUCGAACAACACCCCUAG
Messenger RNA from Brassica oleracea var. oleracea, 1800 nucleotides. RefSeq lists its product as uncharacterized. NCBI's taxonomy places the organism in Eukaryota, Viridiplantae, Streptophyta, Magnoliopsida, Brassicales, Brassicaceae. Bases 1 to 1800 code for a protein of 599 amino acids. The record is from RefSeq and is a predicted model, not a curated record. The transcript is spliced from 3 exons.